GUACACUUCGAUUCAUCGGGCUAGAGUUCGAAGAGAGCUUCGUAGGAACAAAUCCGAGAUUGAUUUGCAGAAAAAGGAGAAACAUAUACAUUUUCGACUGCCUGGAUAUCCCCGGAAAUUACCAUCAUGGGAACCGAUCAAACGAGCCGACAAAGACAAACUGCCUGAGACUAAUGUUAAUUUCAGAAAGAGGAAUAUAUUAAACGUGAAGAAAUCUCGACCUCGCCAGCCAAAAAAGAGAUAUGUUGACACACGUUUCGGCGAUUCUCAUGAUUUGGAACCUAGUGGGUUACUUCCAAUUUACGUCUUUAGGAAGGAUCGUGGAAAAUGGCUUGAUAAAAAGAAAUCUGACAUUAAGAAGACGGGCUCUAAAAUUGAAUCAGCAAAGAAAUGGAAAGAAAUGGGAGAGAAAGGAAUAGAUUUAAAAGAUCAAGAUGAAGCAGAAGCUAAGCGAGUUCAGUCUUUGUGUCGCUACAUUACGCAAGAGCAAAGAGCUAAUUUGUUAGAGGGUAUGAAGAAAAAAUGGGAUGAAAUGAUGAAGCAAUUCCAAUGUUUACCAUUUCUUACUGACACUCCGCCGAAAGCGAAGAGAAAAGCAAAAAUGGAAGAGGCUUUGUCUCAACUCGAAAAGGAUAUUGAAAUUAUACAACGUCAUCCUUACAUAUAUGUGUACAGCGAUGAUGAGGAUGAAUGAAAUUAACAAUUAAAGGGUCAAUGCAAAAAGAAUCAUAUGAAGUGUGACACUUAUCCUUUUUACAUUUGGCCUUUCAAUACAUUAUGGCUCUGUGUGCACAAUUAUUUAGUAAGUUCAAUGAACUUGAAUUGUUUUUAUUUAAUACGAAUUUGUCACUGACUUGACA
This is a messenger RNA of Orussus abietinus, 860 nucleotides long. RefSeq names its product enkurin. NCBI's taxonomy places the organism in Eukaryota, Metazoa, Arthropoda, Insecta, Hymenoptera, Orussidae. Gene Ontology annotation, molecular function: calmodulin binding. The annotation marks the transcript as partial. The transcript has 3 exons. Gene Ontology annotation, cellular component: acrosomal vesicle. The record is from RefSeq and is a predicted model, not a curated record.